Molecule: messenger RNA, 1627 nt
Organism: Drosophila eugracilis
Lineage: Eukaryota; Metazoa; Arthropoda; Insecta; Diptera; Drosophilidae
Product: protein yellow
Exons: 3
Coding region: 74-1435 (453 amino acids)
Cellular component (GO): extracellular region
Source: RefSeq, a predicted model, not a curated record
UUCAACCAUCGACGCUGGCGGUUGUAUUCCCGCUGCUGUUUUGUGAUUCGAAAAAAGUGAAUUUAUUUAAGCCAUGCUGCGUUUCACUUUAGGACUACUCCUUCUGUGGGCGGUUGCUGCCAUGGGAAACGACAAUCUUCGAGUGGCCUAUGAAUGGCGGGAAAUGGACUUCAAGUACGCCAAUCCGGAUCAGAGAUGGUCAGCCAUCGAGCGGGGCGAGUUCAAGCCGGCCAAUGUGAUACCCUUUGGCCUGGAGGUCGCUGGGCAUCGGCUCUUUGUCACUUUGCCCAGAUGGCGGGCCGGAGUGCCGGCCUCGUUGGCCUACCUUGAUCUUAAUGAUACUUCCACCAAGAGUCCCGUCCUGAAGCCCUACCCCAGCUGGGAGGCUCACAAUCUGCAAGAAUCUGACCCAGAGUUGGUUUCUCCAUUCCGAGUGCGAGCCGAUCGGUGUGGACGCCUUUGGGUUUUGGACUCUCGGAUUUCUGGAGUACUAGAGCAGACCAAGAUAUUCGGAGCAGCUCAGCUUCUAGUCUACGAUCUGCACAAUGAUGAUCUGUUAAGACGUCACGUUCUUCCUGCUGCUCAGUUGAAGCAGGGAUCUUUAUUGGCCAAUCUGGCAGUAGAGGAUUCUGAUUGUGAGAACACCUAUGCCUAUGCAGCUGACUUGGGCAGUCCCGGCUUGGUGGUUUACUCAUGGAAAGAUCAAGAAUCAUGGCGAGUGCAGCAUCACUUCUUCCACCCAGAUCCGAUGGCCGGUAACUUCAGCAUAAAUGGCAUUGAAUUCCAGUGGGAUGAUGGACUUUAUGGUCUGGCUUUGUCGAAACCUUUGGAAACUGGCUAUUCCACAUUGUACUUCCAUCCAUUGUGCUCCACCAUGGAGUUCUCUGUGGAUACAGCAAUACUGCGAAACAAAACUCUAGCCACUUCGCCAAUGAUUUAUCGAGAGUUCGUGGUUUUGGGCUCCAGAGGACCGAACACUCAGGCUGGAGCUGAGUUCUUGGAUCCGGAUACUGGUGUCCUCUUUUACGCUCUGCCCAACCUUAAUGAAGUUGCCUGCUGGCGCACUGCCACGGAGUUUAGUCACAGUUCUCAGAGUCGCAUCUUCAUGAGCAAUGAUACAUUGGUUUUCCCCAGUGAUAUCAAAGUUGAUGAACAGAAGCGUCUAUGGGUGCUAUCAAAUCAGCUACCCGUCUUCAUUUACGAUGAACUAUACGCAGGUUCCAUUAAUUUCCGCAUUUUAACUGCCAGUGUUAAGGAGGCUAUUGAGAACACAGCCUGCGAAAUAAGAACUUCCCCUCUGCCGGAUGUAAUCAAUAAGCUUGGGGAUAUACUUAAUACGAAUAUUAAGGUAAAGACAAGCUCAGCUGCUUCCUUGGAGAAACUGACUUCUUUGCUAAUUGUUGGCUUGUGUUUGCUGACAAGUUUUAGGAUCUAGAUCCCCAGAGCUGUACAAAAGUAUCUUGCACACUUAAAAGAAAUAUUUUCGGAAUUUUAGAAAGAAACAGAUCUUUUGGAUUUCUUAAACAUACGAAAUAUUUUUUUAUUUGAGUGCAUCUGUAUUAUGUUAAGUUUUAGGCUAAGAAAACUGUAACGUUGUUCGUGAUGUUGAUUAAAUGUAAGAAGUGUA